AUGGCCAAAAGGACAAUAUCAAGCUGCAGUUCGUCGCCGUCAUCGAAAAAAUGCAAAUUCUCAAUUGAUGACAUUCUAAAUUCGACUACCUUGCUACAAACGGCAGCAUUGAUAAAGGCUGAAGAUGAUAAUGAUAAGAGGAACGAGGAGACCAGUUCUCCAUUGGAUUUACAGCCAAAUAUUAAUUGGGUGCCUGAGGGCAAUUCGGCCAGUUUGAGUGGAUUGAAUUGUCGACUGGAAGGGAAGGAGAUGUGGGCGCAGUUCUACAAACUCGGCACUGAGAUGAUCAUCACAAAGUGUGGGAGGUAAGGCUAGGAGGGCAGGGUUAGGAUGACCAGGGUAGGGUGGGGUAGUUUUGUGUAUUGUAAAGAAAGUUAUUGUCAUUUUUCGAUCUGUAAAGAAAGUUCUUGCCACUUAUUGUUCUGUAAAGAAAGUUCUUGCUAUUUUAUGUUUUGUAAAGAAAGUUCUUGCAAUUUUAUGUUCUGUAAAGAAAGUUCUUGCAAUUUUAUGUUUUGUAAAGAAAGUUCUUGCUAUUUUAUGUUUUGUAAAGAAAGUUCUUGCAAUUUUAUGUUCUGUAAAGAAAGUUCUUGCAAUUUUAUGUUUUGUAAAGAAAGUUCUUGCUAUUUUAUGUUUUGUAAAGAAAGUUCUUGCAAUUUUAUGUUUUGUAAAGAAAGUUCUUGCCACUUUUUGUUCUGUAAAGAAAGUUCUUGCAAUUUUUCGAUCUGUAAAGAAAGUUCUUGCCACUUUUUGUUCUGUAAAUAAAGUUCUUGCAAUUUUUCGAUCUGUAAAGAAAGUUCUUGCCACUUUUUGUUUUGUAAAGAAAGUUCUUGCUAUUUUUUGUUUUGUAAAGAAAGUUCUUGCCAUUUUUUGUUUUGUAAAGAAAGUUCUUGCUAUUUUUCGAUCUGUAAAGAAAGUUCUUGCCACUUUUUGUUCUGUAAAUAAAGUUCUUGCAAUUUUAUGUUUUGUAAAGAAAGUUCUUGCAAUUUUAUGUUUUGUAAAGAAAGUUCUUGCUAUUUUUCGAUCUGUAAAGAAAGUUCUUGCCACUUAUUGUUCUGUAAAGAAAGUUCUUGCUAUUUUAUGUUUUGUAAAGAAAGUUCUUGCAAUUUUAUGUUCUGUAAAGAAAGUUCUUGCAAUUUUAUGUUUUGUAAAGAAAGUUCUUGCUAUUUUAUGUUUUGUAAAGAAAGUUCUUGCAAUUUUAUGUUUUGUAAAGAAAGUUCUUGCUAUUUUUCGAUCUGUAAAGAAAGUUCUUGCCACUUAUUGUUCUGUAAAGAAAGUUCUUGCUAUUUUAUGUUUUGUAAAGAAAGUUCUUGCAAUUUUAUGUUCUGUAAAGAAAGUUCUUGCAAUUUUAUGUUUUGUAAAGAAAGUUCUUGCUAUUUUAUGUUUUGUAAAGAAAGUUCUUGCAAUUUUAUGUUUUGUAAAGAAAGUUCUUGCUAUUUUUCGAUCUGUAAAGAAAGUUCUUGCCACUUAUUGUUCUGUAAAGAAAGUUCUUGCUAUUUUAUGUUUUGUAAAGAAAGUUCUUGCAAUUUUAUGUUCUGUAAAGAAAGUUCUUGCAAUUUUAUGUUUUGUAAAGAAAGUUCUUGCUAUUUUAUGUUUUGUAAAGAAAGUUCUUGCAAUUUUAUGUUUUGUAAAGAAAGUUCUUGCCAUUUUUUGUUUUGUAAAGAAAGUUCUUGCUAUUUUUUGUUUUGUAAACAAAGUUUCUGCCAUUUUAUUUUCAAAAAACGUAAAAAACGCGUAAAAUUCCGAAAUUGCGAGUCAUUUUGAAUAAUUUUACAGUCUUGAUGAGAGUAAUUUCGAAUUUCGAAAAACUUGUGACAUCUGCUUUCCAAAUUCGUGAAACAAGCCCUCAGGGAGCGACAAAAAAUGAGAUUCUGUCGUCGAAUGGUCAACUUCUUUUGCAUAACAACUUUGUUCAAGUUGUUAUUGGUCGGAAAGUAAAAGGAAGGUUAUGUCUUUAUGAGAAAAUCCGCAAGAACUUUCUUUACAAAACAUAAAAUGGCAAGAACUUUUUUUACAAGACAUAAAAUGGCAAGAACUUUCUUUACAAUUCAAAAAAUGAAAAGAACUUUUUUUACGAAACAUAAAAUGGCAAGAACUUUCUUUACAAAACAAAAAAUGGCUAUAUAUUUACCACAGUAACUCUCACUUUUACAGACGUAUGUUCCCCACGGUCAAAAUUCGCCUGGAAGGUUGUGAGCCUAACUGUCAGUAUGAUGUGUUCCUUGAUGUUAUACCGGUCGAUGGGCAUCGCUACAGGUACAUGUACAACAAGUCAUCAUGGCAGACGUGUGGUAAAGCUGAACCAUCCCCUCAGGCCAGACUUUAUUUACAUCCGGACUCGCCGCAUGAUGGAAGAGGGUUGGAUAACAAUAUCAUCACUUUUGAAAAAGCCAAACUCACUAAUAAUGCUGAUGAUACUAGGGUUGGACAUGUAAGUUUGAAGGGUAGGGUAGAGUAGGAUAGGGUAGGGUAAACCACGUUAUGGUACUGUAGAUUAAAAGAUUACGGCAGGGUAGAGCACUUUAAGAUACCGUAGAGUAAGGAAUUUACGAUAGAGUACGGUAGGGCAAGGUAGGGUUGAGUAAAGCAGAGUGGAGUAAGGAUGUUACGGUAGAGUACAAUAAGGUAGGGUAGAGUACGGGUGGUAGGGAGGCAAGGCAGAGUAAUGUUGGGUACGGUAGAGAACGGUGUGGUAGUGUAGAAUCAGGUACUGCAGAGUACGGUAGGGCAACAUGAAUAAUUUAUUUUAAUUUUAAAUAAUAUAGUACCAAAUUUCAGUUAGUACUAAACUCGAUGCACAAGUACCAGCCACGAGUACAUGUAGUGAUACGACGAGAUGGAAAAAGGUCGAGAAUGUUCGAUCCGAGCAGUAGUGACUUCGACAUUCGAAAUGAAGAAUAUCGGACAUUCGUAUUUGAUGAGACCAAGUUCAUGGCUGUCACGGCUUAUCAAAAUCAGUUGAUAACGAAGCUGAAAAUUGAAAAGAACCCAUUUGCUAAAGGAUUUAGAGACCCUAACGGGAGGGGGAAUGACUUUAGUGAUAUGUAAGUUUACCUUACCCACCCUAACUUACCCAAUCCUACCCUACCCUACCCAAUCUUACCCUACCCUACCCUACCCUACCCUACCCUACCCUACCCUACCCUACCCUACCCUACCCUACCCUACUCUACCCUACCCUACCCCCACCCUACCCUACCCUACCCUACCCUACCCUACCCUACCCUACCCUACCCUACCCUACCCUACCCUACCAUACCAUACCAUACCAUAUUAUACCAUACCAUACCCUACCCUACCCCUCUACUCUUGUUGUACCUUGCUUUACAGUUAUUUGAAUCUAUUCUACCGUUUUCUACUCUACUCUAGACUUAUUUAUGUGUUACUCUACUCUCACAUAACCAACUUUAUUCUGCCUUGCCUUGUCUUGCCUUCCCCUUUUCUACAGUAGUUACCGAAUUCUGCCUUACCUUUCCCUGCCCUACAACCAUAUACGCCUGCUCUACCGUAAUCUACCCUACUUUACUCUACCUUGCUCUAUCGUGUUUUUCCUUGCCGUUCUCUACCCUACCCUGUCUGAGCUUGCCCUACCGUGCCCUAACCUAGACCUGUCCAAGCCUAUUCUACUCUCCCCCUCCCCUACCGACCUAUUUAAGCUUUACCUUAUCCUACUGUGUCAAAGGUUGGAUAUUAUAGACUCUGACCCCAUUCUACCCUGCCCUGUCCUUCUCUAUUCUGCCUAGCCUUGCCUUUCCGUUCCUUCGCUAUACUGACGUUGUACCCAAUCCUAUCUUUUCCCUUAUCACAACAUGUUAUUAUAACGAAAAUUCCAGCUUCAGCAGUCCAUGCCCAGAGCCCACGAUAUUCCUCAAGAAUCUGCUUCAGUUUGCCUCGAUCUCGCCAAUGUUUUCGAAUCAAACUUCAAAUUUGUAUUCCAUGAUGUGUCCACCAGGUGGAGAAAUGUUUUUGCCAUGGAAUAUGAACGGGAAUAUGAAUCGUUUCUGCAAUACGGGUAAUGAGGAUGGGAAGAAGGUAAGGUCUGACUUGCUUUUUGUAGAAGUACCAACAGGGAAAGUAUUACACUUAGUAGGGCUAGACUUAAUGGGGGGAGGUGAGCUCACAAGGAAAGUACCGGACCUGCCCCGCUCUGAUAGACUUCAAACUUUUGUAUAUAGAAAGAUCAUGUAAAUAUAACAGCAUGACCAUGAUAUACCUAGGGUAAAGCCUCAAAGACACUGGAGUAAAGCUACUAUAAGUGGUAGAAUAUAAUAUAGCAGGGUAGGCUAGGUUAGGGUAAGGUACGGUAGUACAAUCCUUAACAUCAAUCGCUUUCAGCUAGCCCAGCCCUCAACAUCUAGUCCACCAACGCCGAUCGAAACCAACGUUUCCGUCGAUGACAGUGAUGAAAAGAGCUCGGUGUACACAGUAAAAACUGAUGUAACUCUGUAA
Bursaphelenchus okinawaensis is the source of this 4446-nucleotide messenger RNA. NCBI's taxonomy places the organism in Eukaryota, Metazoa, Nematoda, Chromadorea, Rhabditida, Aphelenchoididae. The record is from the annotation of a GenBank genome assembly.